Messenger RNA from Saccharomyces paradoxus, 2418 nucleotides. RefSeq names its product SNARE-binding exocyst subunit SEC6 (gene SEC6). The coding region runs from base 1 to 2418 and encodes 805 amino acids. Gene Ontology annotation, cellular component: exocyst. Lineage: Eukaryota; Fungi; Ascomycota; Saccharomycetes; Saccharomycetales; Saccharomycetaceae. The transcript has a single exon. The record is from RefSeq and is a predicted model, not a curated record. Gene Ontology annotation, molecular function: SNARE binding. Gene Ontology annotation, biological process: exocytosis; exocyst localization.
AUGUCCUCAGAUCCCUUGCAGCAAGUUUGUGAUUUAAUAAAGGGAGAUCUAUCACUUGAAAGAGUACGAGAUAUUAAGGAACAAUUGUUAAAGGAAAAAUCCAUUGUAGAGUACCAAUUAAAUAAAGAAUCAGAUAAAUACUAUGGUGGAGUCGAAGAAUCUCUCAAACUGCUGAACUUAUCCAAAAAUUCGGUCACUUCAAUCAAACAACAAAUCAAUGAAGUUAACAAAUUGGGUAAUGAUAACCGAUUUGCAAUUAAUCGUUAUGAUAUACUUUUUCGGGCCACAAAACUCUAUGAAACGAUCAAUACGACAUCCUCUAUUUACGAUCGAAUAUAUAAUUUUGUUGCAUUGAUGGAGCAUAUAGAAAGACUAUUAGUGGCGGAAUUAGCGGAAGAUGCGUUGGAGACUGGCUGUCCUCAUCUUUUGGAAAUUCAUUUCCUAUUAACCUCAGCACGGGACUUCCAAGAGCAGGUUGUCGUUAUGGCUAAAGAAGCAACCGAAGAUGCACAACGUACAGUCAUGAAACUUUUUUCAAGAUUGUCAGGAAUAAUAUCCAAAUUUGAUAAAUUGCUGGACGGAUUAACUUAUGAUAUUGUAGAAAUGGCCAGAGCAGAGCAAAUAUCCUUAGCAAUUCGACUCUUCAAAAUUUAUGACCUAGAAGAGAGGGAAGAUUUGAGAAUUGAAGCUAUUAGAAACAUCAUCAAGAAGAAAGAAAUUGAAAUUGAAAAAACUUCAAUAAAGAAACUUCCAAAUAGCAAAAAUACUGCAAGGUUACAAGACGAGACACCCAAAGUUAUAGAAUACCCGACAAACAAGGGAUUAUAUCAAGAAAUAAUGAGCGGUACAAUCUCAACGAGAACAUCACCUCGUGGUUAUAAGCAUUUCUUAAUAAAUGGUAUAAAUAACUCUAUUUCUGAAAUGUUUGGUGAAAUGAAAGAAAAAUAUGUUGGUGAUCAAAAAUUUGAUGUUCUUGAUAACAUGGAUUGGGUUUUCAACGAAUUGAUUAUUGUAAAGGAACAUAUUGCAAACUGCUGUCCGCCACAUUGGAACAUAUUUGAGGUAUACUUUAACCAAUACUACAAGGAAUUACAUUCAUUGAUUACAGAUCUCGUGGAAUCUGAACCCGAAACAAUUAUCAUUCUAGAUAUUCUUGCGUUCGAUAAGACAUUUCAGGACACUCUUAAGCAAGAUUUUGGUUUUACCAAGAGCGAAGUCAAAUCUGUUAUCGGCGAUAAAGAAAAGGAAACACUAUUUAAAGACUAUUUGAAUUUGAUUGUGGUUAAAAUGACCGAAUGGAUCGGUAAUUUGGAAAAAGCAGAAUUUGAUGUAUUCUUGGAAAGAAGCACGCCACCACAUUCUGAUUCAGAUGGGUUACUUUUUCUUGAUGGUACUAAAACCUGCUUCCAAAUGUUUACACAGCAAGUGGAAGUGGCAGCAGGUACUAAUCAGGCCAAGAUACUUGUUGGUGUAGUUGAAAGAUUCAGUGACCUGCUAACAAAGAGACAAAAAAAUUGGAUUUCCAAAAUAAGUGGAGAAAUCAAAAAGCAAAUCAAUUACAAUCAUAAAUAUGAUAUAGAUCCAGAGAGUAUAACUCCGGAAGAUGAGUGUCCAGGAGGUUUGGUGGAAUAUUUAAUUGCAGUGUCAAACGACCAAAUGAAAGCUGCGGACUACGCCGUUGCGAUUUCAUCCAAAUAUGGUAAACUUGUCUCUAAAGCUUAUGAAAAGCAAAUUACAAAUCACUUGGAGGGCACUUUAGAUGGGUUCGCUGAAGUUGCUCAAUGCAGUUCUUUAGGCUUAAUCACAUUAAUGUUCGAUGACUUGAGAAAACCCUAUCAAGAGAUUUUUAGCAAGACUUGGUAUAUGGGAAGUCAAGCCCAGCAAAUCGCAGACACGCUCGAUGAAUAUCUCUUGGAUAUCAGGCCUCAGAUGAACUCUGUGUUGUUUGUUAACUUCAUAGAUAAUGUUAUUGGUGAAACAAUUAUAAAGUUCUUGACCGCCUUAUCGUUCGAACAUUCAUUCAAGAGCAAAAACAAUAAGUUUUUAGAGGCAAUGAAGAGGGAUUUUGAAAUUUUUUAUCAACUCUUUGUCAAAGUGCUGGAUGGUAAUGAAAGUAAGGAUACGCUAAUCACACAGAACUUUACUGUCAUGGAGUUCUUCAUGGAUCUAAGCUGUGAGCCGGUAGAUAGCAUAUUGGAUAUUUGGCAAAAGUAUCUUGAAGUAUACUGGGACUCACGCAUAGAUUUGCUUGUAGGAAUAUUGAAGUGCAGGAAGGACGUGAGUAGCUCAGAAAGAAAGAAGAUCAUACAACAGGCUACGGAAAUGUUACAUGAUUACCGCCGUAACAUGGAGGCCAACGGCGUAGAUCGUGAGCCUACUUUGAUGAGGCGGUUUGCGUUGGAAUUCGAAAAGCAAUAA